UUCUUUCCAGGUACAUCUUCUCCUUAGCCUUGGCGGACCUCCUCGUCAUCCUAACCUGCGUCCCAUUCACCUCCAUCAUCUACACGCUAGAAUCAUGGCCUUGGGGCGUAAUCAUCUGCAAAAUCAAUGAAGCUGUUAAGGAUAUCAGCAUAGGAGUGUCUGUGUUCACAUUGACUGCACUAUCUGCUGAGAGGUACUGCGCCAUUGUGAAUCCGCUCAGAAGGCUACAAACAAAACCCUUGACAGUCAUCAGUGCUGGUAUGAUAUGGAUUCUUGCCACAGGCUUUGCUCUUCCAGAUGCCAUCUGCUCGGGCAUCUACUACGCACAAAUUGGAGAUAACAAGACAAUCACCUAUUGCUCGCCCUGGCCAAACAUCACCAACGUAGAGACGUACAUGAAGUACGCCAUAGUCCUGAAAUCCCUCAUCUACUACUUCAUUCCUCUUGGUAUUAUUGCCUUUUUCUACGUGUUGAUGGCGAUUCGUCUCCACCAAAGCGCCAACGAUAUGCCGGGUGAGAUCAGAGGGGUCCAGAGUGUUGCACAGGCGCGAGCUAGGAGGCAUGUUGCUAGAAUGGUUCUGAUUUUCGUCUUCUUGUUCUUCAUCUGCUUCCUACCUCAUCACGUCUUCAUGUUGUGGUUCCAUCUUUAUCCUGAUUCCAAAGAAGAAUACAACGACUGGUGGCACGCUUUGAAGAUAAUAGGAUUCUGUUUGAGCUUUCUAAACUCCUGCGUCAAUCCCGUGGCACUAUACUGUGUGAGUGGCGUCUUCAGAGGACACUUUAACCGAUACCUAUGCUGCAAGGAUCCUCGAUGGCCUAGAAACACACUUUCCCAAGGCAACUGCGAGACAAGUUUCAACUCCACUUAUAGAAGAAAUACGCAGAAUACAACAGUAGAAACACAAAGCUUGUACCGAAAAAGCACUCUGGCGCGAAAAAAUACCGAAGAGACUAACUUUCUUACCAACCACAACAAGGCUGACAUUCCAGAGGUCGGAUUCAGGAACACCAUGAUCCUGCGUACGCAGAUGGACUUUGACAAGGGUGGAUACGGUAGCUGA
Messenger RNA from Acanthoscelides obtectus, 1061 nucleotides. Lineage: Eukaryota; Metazoa; Arthropoda; Insecta; Coleoptera; Chrysomelidae. The record is from the annotation of a GenBank genome assembly.